Messenger RNA from Anthonomus grandis grandis, 975 nucleotides. Its product is annotated as trypsin alpha-3-like. Gene Ontology annotation, molecular function: serine-type endopeptidase activity. The transcript has 7 exons. Gene Ontology annotation, biological process: proteolysis. The record is from RefSeq and is a predicted model, not a curated record. NCBI's taxonomy places the organism in Eukaryota, Metazoa, Arthropoda, Insecta, Coleoptera, Curculionidae. The coding region runs from base 60 to 950 and encodes 296 amino acids.
AAUAACCGACUGAAUUAAGGUGGUUAUUUGCUCAUUUUGCCAGCAGUUUUCUAUCUAACAUGUCGGUUAACAACAAAAAUGUAUUGAAAAGUGUUUUAAGGCUCUUAUUGGCUUUUUGGAUUUUCGUCCCAACCAACUGUACAACCGAAAAUGUGACAAUCGACACAAGAAUAGUGGGAGGAACAGAAGCGGAUAUCCGUCAAGUACCUUAUCAGGUCUCGUUAAAGUACUUCGAUCAGCAUUUUUGCGGCGGUACCCUGAUCACCCCCGACACAGUGAUAACCGCGGCCCACUGCUUCGGAGUCAGCUAUCCCUCUUUCACGUAUCCUUUCUUUACUGUGAAAGUGGGCAGCAACACCACCGCGGGCUCCUCGAUCGCCGUUAAAUCUGUCCUAAUCCAUCCCAGCUACAAUAACGAAACUAUUGACAGUGACAUUUGUAUUGUUCGACUUGCCAGCAACGUAACCCUGAAUGAAACAGUACAAUUGAUCAACGUAUCGACCAGCGACAAUUACGUUGCAGGGUCUUAUGCUACGGUUAGCGGGUGGGGUUACACCCAGGAAAACGGAACAGUGGCGUCCCUACUUAGGAAAGUCAGCGUGCCCUUAGUGGAUCGUACCCAAUGUGGGAGGUACUACAGGAGCGUCAUUAAUAUAACGAAAAACAUGAUCUGCGCAGGUUUUGCUGACGGAGGAAAAGACGCUUGUCAAGGUGACAGCGGUGGCCCCUUGGUGCAAUACAAUCAGCUAAUCGGGGUGGUGAGCUUCGGUAUGGGGUGCGCCCGCGCAGCUUACCCGGGCGCCUACACCAACGUCGCCAGAUUUACCGAAUGGAUCACCAAGAAUUCGAAUUAUGUGAGCGUUAACAGUUUGGCAACGAGCCAUUCCAGUCCUACUGUUGUGAUAUUAGUUCUAUUAUUGCCUUUGUUGUUUCGGUUUAUCGUCGAAUAAAUAAAUACGAGAUUUACUAUAAACA